Messenger RNA from Echinostoma caproni, 393 nucleotides. The record is from the annotation of a GenBank genome assembly. NCBI's taxonomy places the organism in Eukaryota, Metazoa, Platyhelminthes, Trematoda, Plagiorchiida, Echinostomatidae.
AUGCGGGAAAUCAAUGAACAAAACGAACUCCGCAAUACAUCAGAACUAUCCCAAGAAUAUCAACCACAAACAAUAUCACCACCAGUAGUGGCAUCAACAGAAGAAGCGACAAACCCAAUCGUAACACCACCGCAACCAGAACUAGAACCAGUAGUGGAACAGACUGACGAACCGGAACAAGCCAAACCACAUUCCUCGGUGUGUGAAACACUUCAUCCCGAACUCGUACUGUCUCUAUCCUCCCAAGAAAUACCGAACUCCGCCUGUACAGAGGACGUUUCGAUGGAUGUGGAAGAAGUGGUCGAGUGCGAAAACAUUUCAACACCCAGUCAGAUACGACAAAUCGAGACUGGAACACAGACCGUAUCAGAGGAAAAUUCAUCAGGUAAAUAA